AUGCCCCGAAUAAACCCCCCACCCGAACCCCAGAACCAGAAAUUCUUCGAUCCCUGGAACUCAGCUGCAACAGGUCACCAGCGCCAUGCAUCCGUGUACGCAGGAUCAGCCAGUUGGAAAGACACGCGCGCCCUAAAACUUGCACGGCAGAUGCGGAGCGGGGAUUGUUUGCUUGAAGGGGAUGCUGAUGGGGAUAAGACGGCGCGGGCGUUUGAUGGGGUAUGUACUCCAGACAUCGGACUUGAAUCGCCAUCGGAGUCGAAAUUGGAAACAAAUGGGGGUGACUCCGUUCGGCAUACUGUUAAUGGGAGUGGAGAGUGGAGGUGGGUUAAGGAUGAUGAGGCUAGAAGGAGUCGGCUGGGUGUUAGGGAUAUUAGAAGUUUUAUGGGUGUUGGGAAGAGGAAGGCUGAUGAUAUCUCGAAGCUGCCGCUCGAGAAGAAAGCCAAACUUGUAGAUGAUGGACGUGAACGUGAAAGGGCUGUUCUCCCGCUACCGUUAAAAGCAAAAUCGACCUCUAUCUCUAAUUCUACGCCUACCUCUACUUCGAGCUCGUCUAAAUUCGCAUCUACGUCUACGGAGAAAUCGCCGCAAAAAUCAAAAAUCUUCACCGGAACAACAAUUUACAUAAAUGGCUCAACGCUCCCAAAGAUUAGUGACCACAAGCUGAAACACCUAUUAGUCCAUAACGGCGCCAAGAUCUCGAUAUCCAUGACCCGCAAAUCUGUAACGCACGUCGUUGUCGGGGCGCCGAAUGCUGUCGGCGUUGGCGCUGGUGCGGGCGGUGGAUUGUCUGCUAGGAAGAUGCAGCUGGAGAUUGGUAGAGGUGGGUGGAAGGGGGUGAGGGUUGUUGGGGUUGAUUGGGCUCUCGAGAGUGUUGAGGCUGGGAGGAGACUUGCUGAGUCGAGAUUUGAAGUUCUUCAUGUUGCGGAGAAGGGGCAGAGGAGUAUUGCUGGGAUGUUUAGUCGAUAG
This is a messenger RNA of Penicillium taxi, 969 nucleotides long. RefSeq lists its product as uncharacterized. Lineage: Eukaryota; Fungi; Ascomycota; Eurotiomycetes; Eurotiales; Aspergillaceae. The transcript is spliced from 2 exons. The record is from RefSeq and is a predicted model, not a curated record. Bases 1 to 969 code for a protein of 322 amino acids.